Messenger RNA from Ascochyta rabiei, 420 nucleotides. RefSeq lists its product as uncharacterized. The record is from RefSeq and is a predicted model, not a curated record. The transcript has a single exon. Bases 1 to 420 code for a protein of 139 amino acids. NCBI's taxonomy places the organism in Eukaryota, Fungi, Ascomycota, Dothideomycetes, Pleosporales, Didymellaceae.
AUGUCUUCAGGCCUCAUGGAUACCGAAAAGGGCGGCGAGCAGACCCAGUACGAAGCUGAGAACAGCGACAUGCUCCCUCACAAGCAGGAAGCUGGUCAGCUAGGAGGUACCAUCUCGAUAUCCAAAAUCUAUCACGACUUUGACAGACCUCCUAACGCAGCCACAGCUACAACCGUGCCAAGCACAGAACAACCUACACAACUCGACAACAGCAAGACCAACGAGCCAAACACACAAGGCAUCACACCCGCCGACAAAAUCCGCUACGGUCAGAGUAUUCAGGAGGGCGGCAUGGGUGGCAAGACAAAUACGACGACGGGCGAAACAGACAAGGCUACCGACGAGGACAGUGCGACGAAGGCGAGGAGGGAACAGGGGUACGAUGGAGGGAAGGACAUGGACCGGAACAUUGGCGCCUAG